AUGAGAAAGGCUCGGUGUGUAAAAGUUGCUGAUGCAGCACCAAGUGUUGUAGAACUUCAUGGUUCUGGCAGUUCGUGGAUUGUCAGUGGACAGAGAGUUAAUGGACCUGAUGGCAUUCUACAGAAUGGAGCUGUAGAUGAUAAUGUGGCUAAAACCAGCCAGCUUCUGGCAGAGUUGAAUUUUGAAGAAGAUGAAGAAGAUACCUAUUACACAAAGGAUCUUCCUGUGCAUGCUUGCAGUUACUGUGGUAUCCAUGACCCUGCUUGCGUGGUUUACUGUAACACCAGCAAAAAGUGGUUCUGUAACGGGCGUGGAAAUACAUCUGGCAGCCACAUUGUUAAUCAUCUUGUGAGAGCGAAGUGUAAAGAGGUGACUCUCCACAAAGAUGGACCUCUAGGAGAGACUGUCUUGGAAUGUUAUAACUGUGGAUGUCGUAAUGUGUUUCUCCUUGGCUUUAUUCCAGCUAAGGCAGACUCUGUGGUUGUUUUGCUGUGCAGGCAGCCAUGUGCCAGUCAGAGCAGUUUAAAGGAUAUUAAUUGGGACAGUUCACAGUGGCAGCCUCUUAUACAAGAUCGUUGUUUCCUUUCGUGGUUGGUAAAGAUUCCAUCUGAACAGGAACAAUUGAGAGCACGUCAGAUUACAGCUCAACAGAUUAACAAACUGGAAGAACUUUGGAAGGAAAAUCCAUCUGCAACCCUUGAGGACUUAGAAAAACCUGGUGUUGAUGAAGAACCACAGCAUGUCCUGCUUAGAUAUGAAGAUGCUUAUCAAUACCAAAAUAUAUUUGGUCCUCUAGUCAAGCUUGAGGCAGACUAUGACAAGAAACUCAAGGAGUCUCAGACCCAAGAUAACAUCACAGUCAGAUGGGACCUGGGCUUGAACAAGAAAAGAAUUGCUUAUUUCACUUUGCCAAAGACUGAUUCAGACAUGCGUCUUAUGCAAGGAGAUGAGAUCUGCUUGAGGUAUAAGGGAGACCUGGCCCCUUUGUGGAAAGGAAUUGGUCAUGUUAUCAAAGUUCCUGAUAAUUAUGGUGAUGAGAUAGCCAUUGAGCUGAGGAGCAGCGUUGGAGCGCCUGUGGAAGUUACUCAUAACUUCCAAGUGGAUUUUGUAUGGAAGUCUACUUCAUUUGACAGAAUGCAGAGUGCUUUAAAAACAUUUGCUGUGGAUGAGACCUCAGUGUCUGGGUACAUCUAUCACAAACUGUUAGGUCAUGAGGUAGAAGAUGUAAUUAUUAAAUGCCAGUUGCCAAAGCGCUUUACAGCACAAGGACUUCCUGAUCUCAACCAUUCUCAGGUUUAUGCUGUGAAGACUGUCCUGCAGCGUCCUCUGAGCCUUAUUCAGGGUCCCCCUGGUACUGGAAAAACAGUGACAUCAGCCACAAUCGUCUAUCAUCUGGCUAGACAGGGCAAUGGGCCUGUGUUAGUCUGUGCUCCGAGUAAUAUAGCUGUAGAUCAGUUGACUGAGAAGAUCCAUCAAACUGGACUGAAAGUGGUUCGUCUGUGUGCUAAAAGUCGUGAGGCAAUUGACUCUCCUGUAUCCUUCUUGGCAUUGCAUAACCAGAUCAGAAACAUGGAUAGCAUGCCAGAGCUUCAGAAACUGCAGCAGCUUAAAGAUGAAACUGGAGAACUGUCGUCUGCUGAUGAGAAACGUUACCGUGCACUGAAACGAACAGCAGAGCGUGAAUUACUUAUG
Cariama cristata (Red-legged seriema) is the source of this 1692-nucleotide messenger RNA. Its product is annotated as regulator of nonsense transcripts 1-like. The annotation marks the transcript as partial. Gene Ontology annotation, molecular function: RNA binding; RNA helicase activity; ATP binding. Gene Ontology annotation, biological process: nuclear-transcribed mRNA catabolic process, nonsense-mediated decay. The transcript is spliced from 13 exons. NCBI's taxonomy places the organism in Eukaryota, Metazoa, Chordata, Aves, Cariamiformes, Cariamidae. The record is from RefSeq and is a predicted model, not a curated record. Gene Ontology annotation, cellular component: cytoplasm.